Myripristis murdjan (pinecone soldierfish) is the source of this 5487-nucleotide messenger RNA. It is a transcript of the gene cadpsa, whose product is annotated as Ca2+-dependent activator protein for secretion a. Gene Ontology annotation, biological process: positive regulation of exocytosis; synaptic vesicle exocytosis; dense core granule exocytosis. The record is from RefSeq and is a predicted model, not a curated record. Gene Ontology annotation, cellular component: glutamatergic synapse. Lineage: Eukaryota; Metazoa; Chordata; Actinopteri; Holocentriformes; Holocentridae. Bases 1 to 3999 code for a protein of 1332 amino acids. The transcript is spliced from 29 exons.
AUGUUGGACCCGUCUUCCAGCGAGGAGGAAGGGGAUGAGAUCGUGGAGGUGGAGCGCAGGGAGGCGGCGGCCCCGAAGAGCGGCGGAGCCCGGCUCUCACCCGGCCGAGCGGCCGACGGCCCCGGCGGCGGCGGAGGGCUGCAGCCCCGGGGCCGAGGGAGCAGCGGCGGCCGCCCGUCCAGCCCCAGCCCGUCGGUGGCCAGCGACAAAGAGAAGGAGGAUCUGGAGAAGAUGCAAAGGGAGGAGGAGGAGAGAAAGAAGAGACUCCAGCUGUAUGUGUUUGUGAUGCGCUGCAUCGCAUAUCCCUUCAAUGCAAAGCAGCCGACUGACAUGGCCAGAAGGCAGCAGAAGAUCAGCAAGCAGCAGCUGCAGACGGUGAAGGAGCGUUUCCAGGCUUUCCUCGGCGGAGAAACGCAGAUCGUGGCUGACGAGGCCUUCAUCAACGCGGUGCAGAGCUACUACGAGGUGUUCCUGAAAAGCGACCGCGUGUGCCGGAUGGUGCAGAGCGGCGGCUGCUCGGCCAGCGACUCGCGGGAGGUUUUCAAGAAGCACAUCGAGAAGCGCGUGCGCAGCCUCCCGGAGAUCGACGGCCUGAGCAAAGAGACGGUGCUGAGCUCCUGGAUGGCCAAGUUCGACACCAUCUACCGAGGCGAGGAGGAUCCCAGGAAGCACCAGCAGAGGAUGACGGCCAGCGCCGCCUCCGAGCUCAUCCUCAGCAAGGACCAGCUCUACGAGAUGUUCCAGCAGAUCCUGGGCAUCAAGAAGUUCGAGCACCAGCUGCUCUACAACGCCUGCCAGCUGGACAACCCUGACGAGCAGGCAGCCCAGAUCAGAAGAGAGCUGGACGGACGACUGCAGAUGGCCGACCAGAUUGCGAGGGGAGGGAAGUUCCCCAAGUUCGUGUCCAAGGAGAUGGAGGCGAUGUACGUGGAGGAGCUGCGGUCCUCCGUCAACCUGCUGAUGGCCAACCUGGAGAGCAUGCCGGUGUCCAAGGGCGGCGAGUUCAAGCUGCAGAAGCUCAAGCGAGGACACAACACCUCCAUCAUGGACAUGGGCCAGGAGGACGAGAACACGCUGUCCAAGUCCGACGUGGUGCUGUCCUUCACGCUGGAGGUGGUGAUAGUGGAGGUGCAGGGGUUGAAGUCAUUGGCUCCUAACAGGAUUGUUUACUGCACCAUGGAGGUGGAGGGUGGACACAAGCUCCAGACGGACCAGGCCGAGGCCUCCAAGCCCAUGUGGGGUACCCAGGGAGACUUCACCACCACCCAGCCGUUACCUGCCGUCAAGGUGAAGCUGUUCACUGAGAGCACAGGAGUGUUGGCCCUGGAGGACAAGGAGCUGGGCCGGGUGGUGCUGCACCCGACGCCCAACAGUCCCAAGCAGUCGGAGCUGCACAAGAUGGCGGUGUCUAAAGGCUGCCCGGACAGUGACCUCAAAAUCAAACUGGCCAUCCGCAUGGACAAACCGCAGAACAUGAAGCAUUGUGGGUACCUGUGGGCGAUCGGCAAGAACGUGUGGAAAAGAUGGAAGAAGAGGUUUUUUGUGCUGGUCCAGGUGAGCCAGUACACCUUCGCCAUGUGCAGCUACAGGGAGAAGAAGGCGGAGCCUGUGGAGCUCCUGCAGCUGGACGGCUACACUGUGGACUACACCGACCCCCAGCCAGGUCUGGAUGGUGGUCGGACGUUCUUUAACGCUGUGAAGGAGGGCGACACUGUGAUCUUUGCCAGUGACGAUGAGCAGGACCGGAUCCUGUGGGUGCAGGCCAUGUACCGGGCCACGGGCCAGUCCCACAAGCCGGUUCCCCCCACGCAGGUCCAGAAGCUCAACUCCCGGGGCGGGACGGCGCCGCAGCUCGACGCCCCGAUAUCCCAGUUCUACGCUGACCGAGCCCAGAAGCACGGCAUGGACGAGUUUAUUUCAGCGAAUCCCUGUAACUUCGACCACUCGUCGCUGUUCGAGCUGGUCCAGCGCCUCACUCUGGACCACAGACUCAACGACUCGUACUCCUGCCUGGGCUGGUUCAGUCCCGGUCAGGUGUUUGUUUUGGAUGAGUACUGCGCCCGUAACGGGGUUCGCGGCUGCCAUCGCCACCUGUGCUACCUGAGCGACCUGCUGGAGAGGGCGGAGAACGGCGCCAUGAUCGACCCCACGCUGCUGCACUACAGCUUCGCCUUCUGCGCCUCGCACGUCCACGGAAACAGGCCCGACGGCAUCGGCACCGUCACCGUGGAGGAGAAGGAGCGCUUCGAGGAGAUCAAGGAGAGGCUGCGGGUGCUGCUGGAAAACCAGAUCACACACUUCAGGUACUGCUUCCCUUUCGGACGUCCGGAGGGAGCGCUGAAAGCAACGCUGUCCCUGCUGGAGAGGGUGCUGAUGAAAGACAUCGUCACUCCGGUUCCACAAGAGGAGGUCAAGGCUGUGAUCCGGAAAUGUCUGGAGCAGGCGGCUCUGGUCAACUACCAGCGCCUGUCCGAGUACGCCAAACUGGAAGGGAAAAAGAGAGAGAUGUAUGAGCAUCCUGUCUUCUGCUUGGCGUCUCAAGUGAUGGAUUUAACCAUUCAGAAUGUAGGGCGGUUAGUCACCCCUGCCAAAAAACUGGAGGACACCAUUCGCCUGGCCGAGCUGGUGAUCGAGGUGCUUCAGCAGAACGAGGAGCACCACGCCGAGGCCUUCGCCUGGUGGUCGGACCUCAUGGUGGAGCACGCCGAGACCUUCCUGUCCCUCUACUCGGUGGACAUGGACGCCGCUCUGGAGGUCCAGCCGCCCGACAGCUGGGACAGCUUCCCGCUCUUCCAGCUGCUCAACGACUUCCUGAGGGUCGACUAUAAUCUGUGUAAUGGGAAGUUCCAUAAGCACCUGCAGGACCUGUACGCCCCGCUGGUGGUUCGCUAUGUGGACCUGAUGGAGUCGUCCAUCGCUCAGUCCAUCCACCGGGGCUUCGAGAGGGAAUCCUGGGAGCCGGUCAAGACGAUAACGAGCACUCUGCCUAACGUCAGCCUGCCAAACGUCAACCUCCAAAUGCCCAAAGUACCAAAUCUCACAGUGCCAAGUGUUAACAUCCCACAAAUGCCCAGCUUCUCCACACCCAGCUGGAUGGCCGCCAUGUAUUAUUCAGAUAACAGCUCCAGGACGUCGGACGAUCUCUUCUGGAAGCUGGACGCCCUGCAGACCUUCAUCAGGGACCUCCACUGGCCGGAGGAGGAGUUCGGCAAACACCUGGAGACGCGGCUCAAGCUGAUGUCCAGCGACAUGAUUGAGUCCUGCAUCAAACGGACGCGGGCGGCGUUCGAGGCCAAGCUGCAGAAGAGCAGCCGGGCCACCGACUUCCGCGUGCCGCAGUCCAUCUGCACCAUGUUCAACGUGAUGGUGGACGCCAAGGCCCAGUCGGCCAAGCUGUGCGCCAUGGAGCUCGGCCAGGAGAGACAAUAUCACUCCCAAAUUGACAAUCUGAUCGAGGAGACGGUGAAGGAGAUGAUAACGCUGCUGGUGGCCAAGUUUGUGGUCAUUCUGGAGAGCGUCCUGGCCAAGCUCUCCAGAUACGACGAGGGCACGCUCUUCUCCUCCUUCCUGUCUUUCACAGUGAAAGCUGCCUCCAAGUACGUGGACGUACCUAAGCCGGGGAUGGACGUGGCCGACGGCUACGUGACGUUUGUCCGCCACUCGCAGGACAUGCUGAGGGAGAAGGUCAACGAGGAGGUGUACAUCGAGAGGCUAUUUGAUCAAUGGUACACCAGCACGAUGAACCUGCUGGGAACAUGGCUGACGGACCGCAUGGACCUGCAGCUCCACGUCUACCAGCUGAAGAUCCUCAUUCGGAUCGUGAAGAAAAAGUACCGUGACUUCCGGCUGCAGGGCGUGCUCGACUCGACGCUCAACAGCAAGAUGUACGAGACGGUGAGGAACCGGCUGACUCUGGAGGAGGCCACCGCCUCGGUCAGGGAAGGAGGCAUGCAGGGCAUAUCCAUGAAGGACAGCGACGAGGAGGACGAUGACAACUAGACCAGCGGGCCGUGCUGCACCGGCCUGACGUGGCACCGGACAACGAGGACAGAUUUGACAAAAAAAUAAAUAAAUAAAAUAAAUAAAAAAGCUUUGCAGAGGCGGCCCGCUGCCUGGGAGCCUCGCCGCACGGGCCGAGUCAUGUUCGGCACAAUCGCCACGAUCUGAUUGGCCCAACAUGAUCAAACUAGUUGGUUCUCUCCAUCAUUUGCUGUCUUUUGUUUCCGUUCCUAAUAACACGUCUACACUGUUUGUUUGUUUUUUAACUAUUAAGUGGAAUUAAAUGCAUUUUUUGUGUUGAAGUACUUCCAAAAAAUCAGCAAUCGAUCAGCAGUCCACCAUGUCGAAUUUCUCCAGUUUCUCCUGAUCUGGUCGAGUUUCCGAGGCCGACGCUCCGCACCGGCCCUGUUCUCAAACACAUAAAUAUAAUUCACUCACGUGCUAUAUUAUUUCUGUAAUGGAAUCAACGAAAGCCAUCGUACGACCUUGCACGAACAACACCUUUGUCACACCCAGACGAGCCCGCAGCGGGUCCACACAGAGAGGGUCGACCUCACUGAUGGGACAGAUGUGUUCACUUCUUCCUAGGAAAUCCAUGACUUCUCACCGACGAGCGCUUAUUAUGCAAGGAAGCCUUAAAAAAAAUAGAGGUAACGCAGAAUAACUCUCGGGGUCUUUUGCGGAGGCACGGACGACACGACACGACACGACACGACACGACACGACGCGGUACCUUUCGUUCAGGGCGGCCCGAAAUGUCAAGUGGGAGCCUUUUUCACAUUUUUUACUUUCCUUUUUUCGUUUUAUCUGAGAAGUGCUGUGAUACGCCUUGCAUACCGAGUGUCCACCAUCCUUUGUGCAGCACUGCUGGAGAGGAAAUGCGCAGCGUGGAGGCGAUCCAGGCCGGUAAGGCGUGGCUGCAGGCGAGGGGGGGCGGAAAGCAGCGGCACCGACGUCGAUGCAUGUCCCGGCCGUCCUUCCCUCUGAGGUCACGCUGUGACGCGACGCAGCGACACGCCACCCACCACGAAACGAUCACAUAUUUACGACCACUCUCACGGUCCUUAAAAGUAUAUCUAGGAGUUAAAACAAUGAAAAACAAAACAAAACAAAACAAAAAAAAACGUCGGUGUUAUGUUGGUAAGAGUUUCCGAUAUUUCCCGAAAUUUCCCUAAAAUCCACUCCUGAAUGUUCUUAAGCAAUAUGGAUAACCAUUUAGUUUGCAAUGUCAGAUACCAAGUCUCUGAGUAAGCCUAUGAAUGUGUCUGUGUGCAAUGCUAAAAUAAAAAAAAUAAAAUAAAAUAAAAUAAUAAUAAUAAAAAGCUUCUUUAAGUGUGCCGUGAGUGCAGCUGUGGUCCGCUGUUGUAAGGGAUGUGGAAAUGACCUCACGUCACUUUCUUUGUAACGGGUUUGCAUUUCUCACUCAGACUCGCAACUCCUGGUCACACGUUUUUCUUUUUUUUUUUUUUUGCUGCAUUUUGGAACGAA